AUGGACCUCUUGCCGGGGAGAGAUGACUACCAACUGACAUUGCUUCGGAUUCUUGAAGCAGUCACGGAGGACCCACCAGUCAUUGUUAAUGACCUUAAUGUCUUUACCAGCAGAAUUCUUCCAAGCCUAGUGUCUUUGUACAAGGGAAACAAAGAUGAUGAUGCUAGAUUCUUGUGUCUUAAAAUUUUGUUUGAUGUGAUGGUCGUGAUCCUUAAUGACAAGCCGAAUACCUCUGCAGAUGAUGAUGAACAGAUUAUGAAGGAUUUGAGAUCAAUAACUCAAGCACACUUUCUCCCCUUGUACCCCAUCCUAAUAGAGGAUGAAGAUCCGAUUCCAAUGUAUGCGCAGAAGCUUCUACUGAUGCUCAUUGAGUUUAACUAUGUUAAAGUGUCAGAUAUCCUGCACAUGAAAACAGUCUCUCAGUGCUUUGAAUUUUUGCUUGGUGACUUGUCAAAUGCAAAUGUUAAUAGUGUCAAACUUUGUCUGGCUAUGACAUCUGCUCCUGAAAUGGACACUAAGAUUCUGUCUCAUUUGCGAGUGGUCAGAAAGAUCGGAAAUCUACUUGAGUUUGUGUAUGCUAAAGACAUGGAAGAUUUGCUUGAACCAACUUUGGGUCUUUGCAAGGCUUUCAUUCUGCGUGGCAUUGGGAGCAAUAAAGGCAUUGCUUAUUCAAAAGAUCCAGCUCUUUUGGGCAAUAUUGCUUUUGACAUGACCAUCGCCGUUGAUCAGCAGCAUUGCAUUAAUGAUAUAAGUGACUUUGGAAGCAAUGUUGCUGUAUUUCUCGAUUUGAUUGGGAAGCUUGAAACUGAAAUUUCUGAUCUGGCAUCAGAGUGUGUUGUUUUAUUGCUAAAGGCUGCUCCUAGAGAAGCCACAAUUGGCCUCUUAACAAAUCUUCCCAAGAUUUAUACUCUCUUGGAAUCUAUGCACCAGCAUCUUUCUGGUAUACAGUUGCUGCGGCUUCUGUAUGGGUUUGCUUUUUCUUGCAGACAGUAUCUUUCUCAAGCGAUGAUAAUUUCCUUAGCAGUAUCAACUAUCAAGAAAAUAGAAGUCCUUAUUUCUGGGCUACAAAACUCAAAAAUACCUGGUGUUGCCGAGGCUGCUAGGAGUUUAAGUCUAGAAUUACAACGCCUGCCCCGUGUUUGA
Dioscorea cayenensis subsp. rotundata (Guinea yam) is the source of this 1143-nucleotide messenger RNA. RefSeq names its product serine/threonine-protein kinase RUNKEL-like. Bases 1 to 1143 code for a protein of 380 amino acids. The record is from RefSeq and is a predicted model, not a curated record. NCBI's taxonomy places the organism in Eukaryota, Viridiplantae, Streptophyta, Magnoliopsida, Dioscoreales, Dioscoreaceae. Gene Ontology annotation, molecular function: microtubule binding. The transcript is spliced from 2 exons. Gene Ontology annotation, biological process: phragmoplast assembly; cytokinesis by cell plate formation.